This is a messenger RNA of Maudiozyma barnettii, 987 nucleotides long. It is a transcript of the gene TVP38, whose product is annotated as Tvp38p. The transcript has a single exon. The coding region runs from base 1 to 987 and encodes 328 amino acids. Gene Ontology annotation, biological process: mitotic spindle elongation; vesicle-mediated transport. The record is from RefSeq and is a predicted model, not a curated record. Lineage: Eukaryota; Fungi; Ascomycota; Saccharomycetes; Saccharomycetales; Saccharomycetaceae. Gene Ontology annotation, cellular component: Golgi membrane.
AUGAGUGAAUUCGGAGGUAUUCAAGCAGGGGCUAACACAAACUCCAAUAGUACAAACAAUGCAAAUAAUGGUGACAACGAUAAUUAUUUUGGUGAUUUGAAUGACGAACUAUCGUUUGGUGGACCAGAUGAUGACCCUGAGGAUAACAAUUUUCUGGAUAUGUACAAUUUAACCCCUAGACAACGAGUAGUAUACAAGGCAAAGAAACUAAUAUAUCAAGCAAAAAAUAGAUUUGAUUCUUUAAAGGUAUGGCAAAGGGGGUUAGUAUAUCUGGCAGCGAUAUGUUUUUUGAUUGCUGGGGGUUUGUUCCUAGUGUACCGUCAUAAGAUCAUGGACAAGAUUGUCGAUACAUCAAAUGAUUUAGAAGCUAAAAAAUCUACCCAAUUCUUACUUUUGUUAUUUAUAUUCAUUGUGGCAUUCCCACCAUUAAUAGGGUACUCAUUCCUAUCGACGAGUACAGGUCUAAUUUACGGUGUUUCAUUCCAUGGCUGGAUUAUUUUGGCAUUGGGUUCUGUUUGUGGUUCAGUGGCAUCAUUUACUGUAUUCAAGAAUUUAUUACAUUCAAGAGCUGAAAAAUUGAUACAUGCUAACAGAAGAUUCGAAGCAUUUGCAUCUAUUCUGCAAGAAAAUAAUAGUUAUCUUAUUUUGGCUCUGUUUAGAUUAUGUCCAUUCCCAUAUUCGUUAACUAAUGGUGCAGUUGCUGGUGUCUAUGGUAUCUCGGUACGUAAUUUUGCAAUUGCAAAUGUUAUCACAACACCAAAGUUGCUUGUAUAUUUGUUUAUUGGAUCAAGAAUUAAAAAUCUUGCUGAGACUGAGUCACCUGGAUCUAAACUCUUUGACAUCAUCAGUAUAUUUGUUGCUGUUUGUAUUUUAAUGAUGACGGCUUGGAUUCUUUAUUAUAAGACUAACCAGAAAUAUAAGCAACUACAACGUGAAGAUAACCAAGCACCAAUAGAUUCAUUGGGAGAAGCAGAUUUUGAAAUAUAA